GUAUCAUCAGCUGAUGUGCAAAAAGAUCGUUAUCGAAUGGCGUCGUCGAAUCUUAACCCAUCACUUGCUUACACAGUGGUGUACGUGAAGGACGUCGCUAAAUCCGUGGCUUUCUAUGCUAAAGCUUUUGGUUACACUGUUCGUUGCUUAGACAAAUCGCAUAGAUGGGGAGAGCUUGAGAGCGGGCAGACCACCAUAGCAUUCACGCCGAGACGGCAGCAUGAGACGGAUGAUCUGACCGGUUCGGUUCAAACACCAGGUGGGUCCGACAGCGUCAGACCGCCUAUGGAGGUUUGUUUCACCUACUCCGACGUUGACGCUGCCUACAAGAGAGCAAUAGAGAAUGGUGCAGUGGCGGUGAAUGAGCCAGAAGAAAAAGAAUGGGGACAGAAAGUCGGAUACGUUCGAGAUAUUGAUGGAAUCGUGGUCAGGCUGGGGAGUUAUGUCAACCCACCAAAGAAAGCAUGAUGACUAAAUUAUAUACAUAUGAAAUUUAAUUUAUUAGAGCGUUUUUAAUUGUGUUUUGAAACAGGAUCGACUAAUAUCCCCACAAGCGGAUAGCACUUGAUAUUAUAUGGCUUUGUGGUUUUUGGUCAAAUGUCCCAAAACUUGUAAUCUAAUUUCCUAAUAAAAAUUGAAUAAAUCAGUCAAGCAGACAUUAAAUGCUUA
This is a messenger RNA of Ziziphus jujuba (common jujube), 669 nucleotides long. RefSeq lists its product as uncharacterized. The transcript has 3 exons. Lineage: Eukaryota; Viridiplantae; Streptophyta; Magnoliopsida; Rosales; Rhamnaceae. Bases 37 to 468 code for a protein of 143 amino acids. The record is from RefSeq and is a predicted model, not a curated record.